Molecule: messenger RNA, 987 nt
Organism: Lentinula edodes (shiitake mushroom)
Lineage: Eukaryota; Fungi; Basidiomycota; Agaricomycetes; Agaricales; Omphalotaceae
Exons: 2
Source: RefSeq, a predicted model, not a curated record
CGUGUGGAUGGUCGUAAACGCUGCGACCGAACGGAACGCGCCCACUACCACUGGACGCCCCAAUUCGACGGUAUGGUCGAUGCAUUUAUGGCUUGGUGUCUCAACGAAGAGCGGGGUCAUUGUAUACCUGAACCCGACGGUGUUCCCUCCAUCUCUGUGACAGUAACCCUCGUAGGUACCUCAAAAAGACUCGUACCCCUCACCGGUGACCAGUAUCAGUCGGAAAGCAUGGUCCGCGCUGGUGUUUUUCCAUCCUCACCGCUUAGACAUCACCACGGCUUCACAACCCGCACCCUCCAUCUCUUCCAUGAUCUAUUUUGUCGCUGCCCACGCCUCUCCAUCCAGCCCUUCAUCAAAACUCUCUGCGAUGUUCAGGGCUUUCCAUUCAGACCCUACCUCAUGCACCAGUUUUCCUCAGCCUACGAUGCUUAUCUUGAGGUAAAGGCUCGAGUCCGGAAGCUGGUUGCGCAGGCGCUUGGUAGGGAUUCACCCGACUGGCGAAUUAUGCACACCUGCCCAUGUUGCCAGUACGAGCUCGAGGAGGAUUCUGCACUGGAUAUUCGGAUGAUGGUAGCUAUGGAUGGGAAUGACUCUUUGAAACGGGUCGAACGUCGCAGGGAAGCCGCCGACGACUCCUCUGCGGAGGUCGCGGACUCGGGUGUAAUUGAGAGACUGGAUCCUCGGCAGGCGGGUGGGGACUAUUUUCUUUCGCGUGCGGCUGUCGAUGAAUGGGCGGAAGAAAACUGGAAGACCGUGACGCCGUGGAUCCCUGGGAAUAGCUUUCGGGAAUGGGUUUGGAGGACUGGGAGGUGUGAGGAGAAGUGGCAUAACGCAUUGGACAAGAACACCGGGAAGUCAUGGGCGAAGUUCGAUGAGAAUGGGAUAUUCUUGCUAAUUUGCCGGCACGGCCUGGUUUUGUCAUUGGCAGACAUGGUGAAGUCGGGCGAGAGGUAUGUCCCCCAUCCUCCAAUACAUUUCGUGUACUGA